Anthostomella pinea is the source of this 1668-nucleotide messenger RNA. NCBI's taxonomy places the organism in Eukaryota, Fungi, Ascomycota, Sordariomycetes, Xylariales, Xylariaceae. The record is from the annotation of a GenBank genome assembly.
AUGACGACUUUCGCGAAGCGCACCUUGUCAAUGUCCCUGCUCUCGUCGUUGAGAACCUUGUCGUCCGAGCCCGAGGCCAUCAGCCCGAGAGCCGACUUUGCCGUGGGCUCCCAUCCGGAGUGCGUGCGACUGCUAGGACCGCUGAACCGCGAACGGCGGGAGUUCCGACUGGUGCGCAUACACGAUGACACCCCUGGCAAUGGAAGUCCCCCGAGCCAAAUUGUGCUCACCUUCGAACACGCUUCGCUGGACGACCCGCCUCCUUAUGUCGCCCUUUUAUACACUUGGGGAGACGAGAGGUAUGCUCCCGCCGUGGCUAUCAACGGCAUUUCCACCACUCUACGACAGAAUCUCUAUGAUGCACUACUUCAAUUACGCAAGAACGGCUUACGCUCGUGGAUCUGGAUUGAUGCUAUAUGUAUCAACCAGAGCGACAACCAGAGCGAUGAUGCCGAGAGAAGUUGGCAGGUCAACGAGAUGCGCACAGUCUUGUCUCAGGCCGAGCAAGUCUACACUUGGCUUGGGCCCGAAGCCGACGAUAGCGAUGUUGCUAUGCACCUGAUUCGAGCAAUCGCGAGGGAGGCCAAAGAUGCCGGUCUAACCAAAGAAGAUCUGACAGGGUUAAAGUGGAAGAAAGGAAACGAAAUGCUGUCUUUGGAACAUAGGGACCAUCGCGAGAAAGCGGCCUACAGUCUGGGUCGAACAUUGACCCAGUAUGAGGACCUGAAGUCAGAAGAUGGGAAACAGAGUCGAGCCGUCAGGAUGCUCGAAGCUCUGUUGCACCGCGACUAUUUCUCCCGCGUAUGGGUGAUACAAGAGUUGGCCCUUGCAAAAGAGUGUGAACUCAUCUGCGGCGAAAGUACUGUGCUUUUGCAAGAGCUGCUCAUCGCGAUCGCAGCAAUAAAGCUCGCGAUCAGCUAUUUCGAAGCCACUUUAGCCCCGGGAAAGAGGCGCGAGGACUUCUUCUUCCCAUUUGACUGGACCUAUACCAGACUGAAGGCUUUGGAAGUCCGUAGAGCAUUGGCUACAAAGUCGGGCGUUCGUUUCUGCUAUAUCCUGCAGAUUUACCACGCCGCCCCGAGUCGGCCGGUAUAUGCAGCUACCGACCCAAGAGAUGUGGUGUUUGGCCUUCUGGGGUGCGUACGAGAUGCGGAAGCCCUAGGGAUCCGUGCAGACUACACUAUAUCAGCUGCGAGGGUUUUUGCAGAUAUGACUCGAGCUUUCCUGGCCCAGUGCCCAGAGUACAAGCUAGAGUACUGCGCCUUUCCCAAAGAAACGCCGAACCUGCCCUCGUGGGUGCCAGAUUGGCAGCUUAUGGGGCGAAAGGGGAUCAAGAGAUUUCCUGUCAAUUACAGCGGUUAUUUCAAGGCUUCCGGCCAGCUACCCAAACCAACAGACCUCGGCCAAUCCACAGACUGGAAUGUUUUACGCUGGACUGGGUACCGCGUAGAGGCCGUAGCUGUCGUCAUGGAGCCGCCACGAUGGCACUGGCAUCGAUCUGAGUACCUCCCGGGGUGGAUGGAUAACGAAAGGAAAUGGUAUGAUGAUGCUCUUCGGUUCCAUUCUACCGAUCCGCCUGCAACUCACGGGGGAGAGGAUGCGCUAUGGCGCACAAUGGCUUUGGAUAAGCCAUGUGGCAGAUCUUCCUGCAAGACCACACCUGAGUAG